UGAGAAAAUUGAUCGACUCGAACAAGCCCAACGACAUUCACGAAAUGAAGUCAUGGGCGUUGAUUGGGCAGGCCGAAUGUUUCCUCUAUGCCACUGGCUAGCUAGUUAGCUUACUAGGGGAGGCAGCCUUCGUGUAUUUGCAUUACACUUCAAUGGAUGACCGGCGCGAUGGACGGAUGUCUGAGGGAUGUUUGAAGCAUGUAGACGAGAGUCGCCCCGGUCCCCCGAACGCAUGGGUAGAAGAUGAUCAACACCAGUACGAGGAAGCGCAGACGGAGAAAACGGGUAAUGGAAAAAUAAAUGGAACCCUAGUGGAGCGAGAGGACACCCCUUCUGCCCCUAUUCCUGUGUCUGCCCUUCAUUACUCGAGCAGCAGGCAACAUGAAACUUCUAACUUGAAACCAAAACCUCCUGGGAAGCUCCUCGCCAUUCACUCAAAAGGCAGUCGUAAUAGCCAUUUUAAGAACAGUAUGAACUGCAAAAAUGACACUCCUUCAGAGUUGAAAACACGUGAUAGCAAGAGCAAGUCCAUUGCUUUACCAAAUGGCGUUGUGCUCCUCAACCCCGGUCUGUAUGCUAACGGCUACCCCAGCAAGACUGGACCAGACAGUGGUGGCAGUGGUUCUGAGAGUGGAUACAUCACUCCCAAGAAACGCUGGGCUCAGAGGAGUGCAAUGGCUGAGGAGAGUGUGACUGCUGGGCAGGAGAAGGCUGUUAUACAGGCAGUUAUGGUCCCUAACAAACAUGAGAUGGAGCCUCAUAUUCCAGAGGCUGCCAAAACAGCUGCAGGCUCUCUGUCUCCCACCUCCAUCAAAGGUGUCCCACCUGUGGCACAGGCCCCUGUGGAUCAGGUUGGUGAACUACAGUGUAGGACCUCUGAGGAAAAGGCUGCAGCAUGCUCUGUUAAAAAGCUCGAAGACAGGCUGGGCAAAACCAAGCUUACCUCCAAAAAAGAGGACUCAUGGACCCUCUUUAAACCACCCCCUGUCUUUCCUGUGGACAAUAGUAGUGCUAAGACAGUGCCCAAGAUUAGUUAUGCAAGUAAAGUGAAAGAGAAUCUAAACAAAGCAGCAGUCCAAGCUGCAGGUGAUUCCUUACCUCCCCAGUCCCAGGUGCCCACCAGACUCUCCCAAGUCCCCAUGUCUGCUGUCAAAACCAUCACCUCCCCUAGCUUCACCAAUGGACCCCUAUCUGGAGAGGGGAGUAGCUGCCCUCUCCCUGUGCCCCUUUUUACCUCUACUGUUUGCACUGCCCCAAUGCCUGUCUCCCCUGCUAGCAAGUGGGAGAACGAAGCAUCCUUGUCCAGCAACGGCACUGAUAUGUCAGGCACCCCCUCCAUGAUUACUAGAGAACUGAGAAAGGCCAGCCUCCUUGUUUAUCCCCUGGGGACUUCAAAUAUGCAACCUGCCCUCUCCAGCGCCUGCCAAGUGGACUCACCUGCCACUAAGACAAAUCCCAAAUCUCUGGUGGACAUUUUCCAGAACCAGUGGGGGCUGUCAUUCAUCAACGAGCCCAGUGGAGGGCCUGGGGUGGGGCCGGCAUUAGUGGGGCAGCCAGCCCGGAAAGGCCAGAUCGUGGAGAUCACCUUUCAGGGAGGUGGCCCUGCAGCCUUGCCUCUACAAGUCUCUGCUACCUCCACUCUGAGACCCGACAAUCCCCUCUUCCCAAAGGCAUACGAACAGGACAGACUCACUAUCUCCCAAGCCCUUAGCAGUGUUGGUAAAUCAGGCCCUCCCUUGGCUCCUGGCCCUGGUGCUGGGCUGGGAGGCCAAGCCCCUUGCCCAGACCCUUUGAGGGGUGAGGCUGGGAGUAGAGGUGCCAUAAUGUCCUCUUUUAAGCACCCUGGUACUGAGCUGCCUCUUGCCUCCCCUGCUCAACCUGUGUCUGUCCUGGCCAAGGAGCCCUGCCACCCCAAGGGUUGCGACCCAGGAUCUUGCUGGGGGGCAUUCGAUCUAAAAGCUGCUGUUAUUUAUCACACUAAAGAAAUUGAAUAUAUUCAGAAUUUACAAAAACAAGAUUCAAAUGGAGUUGUGUUCUAUGAUCAGUCCAAGGAUGGGCCUGUUCAGUUAAGUCAUGACUGAGCGCUACACCCUCUCCUGGCUGCUGCCUCAUGAAACAGUGCCCUGGAGGAACUGCUCCCUCUGCUAUCUUAGAUUCAUGUUGCAGGAUUCCUUUGAUGUGAGCAGCUUGUGCCGUAGAGGGAACACAGUACAGCAGCACAACAGACAGACCACACUGAGCCCCUUACAGGGAUGCUGUCAUUCGGGAGAUUACAGGAUGGUUGAACAAUGGGGGAACAAGCCUUUUGACGGGAAACGUGUCCACAAGAGUGACUGCUACAUUUCUCCCUCAAUUUCCAUUUUCAGAGACAGGCUUGUAGAGGACAUCAUGUGGUAUAAUCAGUCACCACCUCUGCAUUCCCACCCCAUCUUUGGAAUCACAGGAUACUGGAGAGAGAUGGCCCCUCCUCUCUUAGCCUGUCAUGGAAGACAGGAAUUCCAAAUGUUCACAUUUGAACUGUAAGGUAUCAUAGAUGCCUCAAUUUGUAUUUUGACCGAAAACAAAUGGGAAAGACUUGGAACGCUUUAGAAUGGUUGCCUUCUAGAUGUGAAAACAGUGUGGAAAGAUGGGGUUUUCUGCUCCAAUUCUAGUUUAGAUGAAACCAAAUAUCAUGGGGAGGCUUUUGUAAGCCCAUGUAAAACAAAUGGGAAAGACUUGGAACGCUUUAGAAUGGUUGCCUUCUAGAUGUGAAAACAGUGUGGAAAGAUGGGGUUUUCUGCUCCAAUUCUAGUUUAGAUGAAACCAAAUAUCAUGGGGAGGCUUUUGUAAGCCCAUGUAAAAGAAAUGUUUUCAUUUUGGAUUAUGGAGGGGUUGUUUCCCAUUUUAACCGAAUUACACUAAUUAGAAAUCCCAGGUCAUUGGCUGGACAGAUGGAUGGAAUUUAUUUGUGUUCAAGGUUCAAAUCAUGAGAACAUGCAUCCCUCUCCCACCGAGGCCUAGUGUGUUUGUUGUGCCUCAAGGUACGGUCUCAAGACUUUGGACUCUGUUAAUACUGGACUCUUUUUUUGGGGGUGGGGGGGGGGGGGUCCUCAGGAUGUGGUGGUUACCAACACUGUGCAGAGGCUAUACUUUUUCCCCUUAUCUUUUCAUUUUCUGUUAAAUCAACCAGUUUAUAAUGACAGUUUAUGCUUUACAUGCUACCUCUACUUACCAUCUCAAUGCUCAAAUGAAUGCCCCAUAUUUGCAUACCUUUUCUUUUUAAGAUUUUGUUUUUAAAAGUUCUGGGCAGUCUUUUUUUCUCAUUGCACAGAAUAGGCGCUUUGGCAGUGUUCACUUUUUUUACUGUAGUAAUGCUUUAGAAUGAGAGAUUCAUGCAGGGCAGUAUUUUAACCAGAAAUAUGCAAAUGUUCAUGUUACAAGUCUCCUAUUGACAUCAAUGCAGGAUUUAACUGAAACUUAGGACUGUUUCAUGUCCUUUUCACCUCCAGAGGAGAAUUGUUAAAUUCAUAUGGAAAGGAAUUCUUGGCCUCUUUGACCAGGUUAGGCUGCUCCUUUCUGAGACUGUUAAUGUUUCUCUCUCCUGAGUCACCAUAAGUGAAUUUAAUUAGCUUACAUUGACUGAUCAGCACUUUAAAUCUAGAAUUAAAGCAUAAAAUGUACUAAAUUUAAAUGUCUAUUUAUCCCAGCGAACUCUGGCUCCUAACAAUCACUGCCAUUUUCAAAUAGGACAGCCUGUUUAUGACCUAAUAUAGGUGUUGCCAAAAGUUGUUUGGCAAUGUUGAUCAUUAACGUGGCCAAACUAAGCCAGGGGACAUCUUUUGAACAUUCUGUUUGUCAAGGUUAAUGUGAAAAUGAAUCUUGAUUUUGAUAAUGGCUAAUUUAUGGCACCUUAAUUCCUUUUUUUGUCCCUCUUAAUUGCAAUUAAAAUAUUGGAAAACAAUCAAAUAUCUCUGACCGUUGCAUUGGGUACUAAAAUAAUACUACAGUGUAUUUAGAAGACAUCAGCGACUGGCGUAUUAGAACGUACUGAAAAACCCAGUUCAAGGACUGCUGUCUUCUGUUAUGACAGACAAAUAGCCUGUGUGUGUGUGUGUGCGCAUGUAUGCAUGAUGUGUAUCUUCACAAACAUGGUCAAGGGUCAACGCAAAAUACAGGGUGCUUUUUAUAACAAGAACAUUGGAAUUCCGUCUGCUUCGUCAAGUAUGUCUCUACCUGCAAGUUGUGCCAUGUCUCGACUGUUCAUGCUGUCUUGUAUUAAGUUAUGUUAGUUUGUUCCUCACUUUUCUUUUCCUGCUGUAGUUAUGGUAAUAAUUAACAAUCUAUUAAAAAUUACAGCUCAUUUGCUGA
This is a messenger RNA of Oncorhynchus gorbuscha (pink salmon), 4347 nucleotides long. RefSeq names its product nuclear fragile X mental retardation-interacting protein 2-like. Bases 153 to 2081 code for a protein of 642 amino acids. Lineage: Eukaryota; Metazoa; Chordata; Actinopteri; Salmoniformes; Salmonidae. Gene Ontology annotation, molecular function: RNA binding. The record is from RefSeq and is a predicted model, not a curated record. Gene Ontology annotation, cellular component: cytoplasmic stress granule; nucleoplasm. The transcript is spliced from 4 exons.